Molecule: messenger RNA, 3171 nt
Organism: Cylindrotheca closterium
Lineage: Eukaryota; Bacillariophyta; Bacillariophyceae; Bacillariales; Bacillariaceae
Source: the annotation of a GenBank genome assembly
AUGGAUAUUGACGAAGAUGACGAUGUAACGGCCAAGGCCUACGCCAAUAUUUCGGCUCAACUAGAACAAUUCACUUCACCGCAAUUGGGAAAACCCGUUCAUGUGCCACAAGGCAGAGCCUCGCCAGCAAGUCCUGCUGCCAGAUUCUAUGAAAUGGAUGCCAUGGAUUGGUGGACUCAAGAAAUGAAGGAAGGCGGUGAAAGCACCACAGGCACCAACAAGAGAACUGCACGCAUUGCAGAUGGUGGUGGCGUUAUGGAUGUAGAUGAUGACGAUGACGAUGACAAUCCUGUCACACCCGUCAAGACACCAGCCACUCGAAGAAAGGGCCGGACUUCCAUACUGGAACGAGCGGAAACACCCGUCAUGUCCAAUUCGUCUCAAAAGGAAAAGAGAGAUCCCAGACUGCCCUUUUCCCUUGGCUUAUCAUCUUCUAGUCGCCAAUUGGUGAUAGAAGAUGACGAUGAUGAUAAUGAAGAUGUUCCCAUGCCACCAGUCCAAACACCAUUCAAGCCUGCUGCAGGUGCCUUGACACUCCAACAACGAUCAUCUCCCUUUCGCUCGACAUUCAGCGGUAGUCCGGCCGUGUUAGCAACAUCGUCCUAUCAUGUCUUCAAAAGACAUCAUGAUACGUUGUACAACUUUGUCAAGGCUAAACGUUCAUUGGACCAUCGGAUGGGUUUGGAACAACAAGCACAAGCCUUGGGUGCACCCGGCGGGUCCACUGCUAUUACCGCUCUUUCGUCUUCCUCGUUGGCCUCUCAAGAAACCAGGGCCGAAGUAGAUUGGCUCAAUUCAUUGGCUAGCAUUGGAUUUUCUACCGAAAAUUUUGAAGAGGGGAAUUGCUGGAUAUUGCUGGCACGCUUACGAAGAUUGGGGCAAUCGGCACUCAUUUGGGACAAUGACAGUGUUUCGGCGAGUCAACACACAGCGGCACAAACUGUUUAUCUUCAACAGUUGGCCUCGCAAGUCGAAAAGACGCCACACGAAUUGAUACAAGAAUUGACUGGGAGUUCGACUGUGCCGCUGGUACUUCGGCGCAAAUAUCAAUUGCUUUUGUGGAUGGAAGAAUGUCUGGAUCAAGUUGUCCUUCCAGCGCCGAGACCAGUCUCAUCAGUCUUUGGAAAAUCAAAUGCGACUACCAUUCCGGACCUCAUGGCAGAGAUUUCGACGACCCUUCAGAAUAACCCAAAGCAGGACAAGGCUCUUUUGGAUGCAUCGCUCUCGCUCAUAAUGGCUGGAAAGAUGGAAGAUGCUCUGGAGCUGACACGAUCACAUGGACAAUCAUGGAGAGCUGCCAGCUGGAGUGGUGGAGAACCCCAUGGAUACAAUGCUGUUACGGACGAAGACACCAAGACAGUUCGAUUGGAAACGAUUGGGAAUCCAAAUCGGGCGCUUUGGAAACGGCAAAUGUGGAAGGCAGGACGUCACCAAAUGGCAACCUCUGCAUCUACUACUGCCUCUUUUUCGUCCGACCCCAAUUCUUCUCCCGAAGGAGCUGCCAUUUGCAGUCUUCUUGCUAAUGAUACCAGUGCGUGUCUGCAGAACCCAUGCUUUCAAAAGUCAUGGUUCUCCUCACUCUAUGCUCUUUGGUUUGGAGUCUGGGGACGAAUGGAAGAUGAACUCCUGCACUGGCACAAUGAUCACAGACGGAACAGUGCGGCCGAUUCCCUUCCUUAUCCAGGAACCGAAUUUGCCAAGCAUGAAACCGAACAGUUGCUCAUGACUUCUGGGUUGGUGGGCAUGUCCGAAGCCCAAGUCGUUCAACAACUACAAAGUAGUUCCUCUGCCCAGUCAUGGGGGGUUUCCAAGUUGCAAGCUUGUAUGGCAGCUUUUAUGGUGGGCAAAUCGGGCAUUCUCAACUUUUGCCAAGGCGAAACCGCCUCCCUUCCGGCGGAUCUGACGACAGAAACAGCUGUGCAAAAUUUGAGGUUCUUGACUCAUUUGCUCUUGUAUUUGGAUUCUCUCCAAGUGGGAAUUACUCCCAUUACCUUGCACGGUAUUUCAGCCAUCAAGAAUGAACUGGUAUUCAAAUAUGUGCAGUACAUGGCGUCUCGACCCGAUCUCUGGCAAUUGCUGACGGUGUACAUUAGUUUCAUGCCGGAACAUCAAAUCCUCGAAUUCUUUCCCACUAUUUUGGCUAAGAUGCAUGACGAGGGCGACCGUCAAGAAAUCUUGGAUCAGAUUCAAGAGCUGUUCCCUGAAUUGGAGAUUCACCUGCUUCGAAAGGUCGUCCGAUUGUCCAUUCGAAAACCAGCAGCACUGGAACAAAAUACGUCGGAGGAGGACGAACGUGAAUGCCACUCCAUUGGUUGGUUGUUGCAGAAAGAAAGUCAUCUCGGAGAUGCCUUGAUUUGUGCCAACAUUCUUCUUCGAGGAUUCUUUUUGGAUCAUGAGGAUGACAAGAUGGAAGUCGCCAUGCUGUUCGUCCAAGACUACCUUCCAGGAGAUUUGGUCGAUAAAGCUGGAACGACAAGACCGCAACAAGAUACAAUUUCUGAAGAAGAAUAUACCCGUCAAGUUGAAAAUGCUGUCACGGAGCACUAUGCCAUUUUGGAAUACUUGAAAGCCUAUCAAAGCUUCAACAAGUGGAAGGACAUGUUGGCAUCAGCUUCUGCGACGACUGGUAGAGCAUCGCCAGAAGUGAACAUGGCCCGUUUGAAUCCUACUGAGAAAUCCAUUGCAGAACAACACCGCGUGAAGGAAUUUGUCCGCAACAAGCGUGAGAGCUGUAGAGUUGUCGUACAAAAUGCUGAACAAGCGAGAAAGGUUUUGAAGAAAGUUCUAACGCAUCCUGGUGGUUGGUUGGCGCUUGACGAGCAAGCGAACGGCCCAGAGGAUGUCAAGCGACAACGAGAACUCGAGACCAUCCGAUCUCGCUAUCUUGUCUUGGCAGUUCAAUGGUACCAUUCGCUUUGUGAGGAAACGGCCCUCUGGCUGAUCAAGAGUUUGGACGAGUCGGCUUCUGUGGGUUUGACGCGCAAGGAAAUCUUGAAUUUGUUGAGAAACGAGGCCAUGUCGCCCGGUCACUGGUAUCAACAUGCCUUGGAUUUGACCGUCCUCGUUGCCGAUGACUCUUAUGAUAUUUACGAGGCUUUCAAACCUCAAGAUUUGCAAGAACUCUUGUCCAAGCUCGCCGAGACUGCCAUUUCCAAGCUAAUGAACGCAUAA